UUUUUUUUUUUUCUUUUUACAGCGCUCAAUGAAACCCAUCAUGUCUCUCUUUGGGCAAGCACGACCAAUGGCCGCCGGUAUCGACCCGCAAUGUCUGGAAGAGUACGCCCUCAACCCCGAGGCGCGUCGUGACCUCGUCCAGAGCUACAACCCAGGCACAGCUGAAUACUAUCUCCUCAGAUUGCGCCUGCUCUCUCAGGAACUGCAGGACCCGUCAUCUCCCAUCACGCUCGAGAAAAUUGAGGAGGCAACCAAUCUGCUGAGUCAAGCAGAAGUGCUCGAUGAUUAUCCAAAGACGCCCGAACUGAAGCAAUUCCGAUCGCAGCUCGCAUUACUAGCAUACUCGGUCAAGCCAGAGUUGCUGCUUGAGCAGCUCAAGUUCAACCCUGACUCUGUGACGCACUUGAACAGCAUUAAUCCUGCUGAGAAUGAGGAACAGGAAGGGGGAUCGGGAUCUGCAGUGGGAGGGAACCCACAGGGUCUUUGCGACUUGUUACCGACCGUAUUGGACAACUCCGCGAUCGAGGCCAGCGUCCUUCUAGAUCGACUUUUGGAUGAACUAACCACUUUCUCAUCAUCGACGUGUGUCCCCUAUCUGGCGUGGCCUCAUGUACUAUCCCAUCCCAAAGCAGAAAACCUGCUGCUGCAAGUGAUGCCUAUCGAUAAUUUACGGAAGCUAUUCGCGAUGAUGGAGGUGACGUGUUCCCCUCAAAGCCUUACUAUCGUUGGUCAGACCGACGUGAGUCGAGUCGACGAGCUGGUGGUCAAGGUGCUCUUGCGGUUGUACCAGGAAAGGAAGUUGGAUUUCACGCACGAAGUACGACAGUUCAAGUUUUUAACCAGUGCACAGCUGGAGAUGAUCAAGACCCAGGUCCCCAGUGUGAUGAUGAAUGAAGGAUUUGUGGGCCUGCUCGAGAAACGCAUCCUGCCACGCGUGUUUGCGGACUCGGAGGAAAGCCGUCAGGGCGCGGUGUAUGGAGAGUGGUUGGCGAGGAUGGUUGAAUUUGUGGACACGCUGGCACCAAAGUUCAAUCGGUACAAGAUGGCAGUCUACUUGAUGAGCUUGGAAUUUGAUCUUGCAAAAGGAGUCAUGGACAAGGACAAGUUCAUGGGAUAUAUCCGUAUUCCUCGCAACCACAACAGUUACAACAACGAAAUGGUGAAAUGGGCUACCAAGGAAAAUCAGCUUGUCGACACAAACAACAGCCGACGCUUGGAGUUCUGGUCAAGCCGAGUUCAACCUGUGACAAAGGCGCGCGAUGAGGAGGUCGUGAAGGAACAUCUCUCGUAUUUCAUGCGUCAGGAAAAGUCCACUGCAGAUUAUGAGUCCUUUUUUGAGGUCAACUCCUUCCUGUAUCCUCUGCUGGCCAGGGUCAUGCUGACUUCUGGAGACCAAGAUAUUGCAAAAUGGUCGAGCAUGCUGCCAUUUUACGAUGACCUCUCCAAGCUGACGGAACAAACCAUCAUUGAGUUUGCACCAAACAACCCUGAGACAUUUCUACCCUCCGAGCCUGUUGUAUUCAGACUUAAAGUCAAGAAUGCCAAGCGUAUCUUGGUGCGCGUAUUCGAGGUCAAGACAUUGGAAUACUUGCAGCAGUAUGAAGGACCAGUAGGUCAAGCCCUGAAUCUCGAUGGGUUGACGCCGAACUGGGAGCACACUUUGACAUCGGAUUAUCCUUCCCUCGAGAUCCACGACCUGACAAUUAAACUACCGGAGCUCGCAGACCGUAGAGGCUCGUUUGUCAUGGAUGUCAUCAGCAAUGGCGGAAACAGUACCGCCUAUUUCACCAAGGGAAAUCUUGAUUACAUUGAGAGACAGAGCGUUGCUGGGCAUAUUCUCACUAUCAUUGACGAGAACAUGAAAAAAGUCACUGAAAAUGUUAGUAUUUGGCUCAAUGGAAUUUAUUACCAGACGAACGAGGAUGGAGACAUCGUCAUUCCAUACCGUAAACCUUCGACGGACGCGGGAAAGGACAUUUACAUCACGCACAAUGACUUUACAAACCGCCGCCCUUUCGUUCAUCACGCAGAGUCCUAUAGUAUGACACUCUCCUAUUAUGUUGACCAAGAGUCUCUCUUGGCUGGAUCUAUUGCCAAGAUCCUGCUGAAGCCCAUUGUCAAGAUCAACAGUGUCGAUGUGAUCUGUCCAGUGGACUUGCUGGAGCAAGUUUCGCUGGAAGUAGUGUUGAGUGACACCAAUGGCAUCGAUAGCAUCACCACGGUACCUGAAUUCAAAGUCCAUGACGCCGACUGGUCAGAGUACAAAUUCCAGGUCCCGGAGAACCUCAGUCUGGUGAAAUUAGCACUGUCAGCCAAGAUCAAAGUCCUCUCCACAGGCGAGUUCGAGGACUUGUCUGACAGCAAGGACUUUUCUAUCGAAGAAAACUGCGCAGAUCAAGUGGUGACCGUCCAGCUGAAGAAUCAGAAGCAGGAUGUGCAGAUCGAUGGAGAGAUCUUAACAGUGCUCAGGAAGACAGACCAUGGCAAUAAAGGCUACGAGAUCCUCGUCAUGGGCAAGAAUGGUGAGAAGAGACCCAACAUUCCCUUGGAGUUCGAGUUUAAUCAUCCGAUUUGGCCGAACCCGCUCGACAUAUAUCUUCGCUCGGAUGCAGAUGGUAUUAUCCUUUUAGGUGAUCUGCAGGAGAUUACCAGCUUCGACUGCAAAACCAGUGAUGUCUCCUGGGAUCUCCAGUUUCAAGUGAAAUACCCGGAUGUCAUUCAUGGUAUCGCUGGCGAGCCAGUGCGCGUGCCAUGUAGCCGAACGAGCGCAUUUUACAUCCGCUCAGUGUCACUCUUUAGGUGUUCCAUGGGUACUUGGACAGAUCAGUGUUAUCUGGAGGAUGCUACGAAUAAGAUCAAGCUGUCGGAUGGAAUGCUCACUGUCUCAGACUUGACCACGGGCUACUACACCCUGCGGAUCGGAGAUGUAUCCAUUGAUCUGGUUAUCUCAAACCCAAAGACCUCUCAGCACAUAACGGGCAUCCUGGAGAAGUUCCAUAUCGAAUCCAAUCCUAUGCUGGAGAUCUUGGACAGCGCCAAAUACCCUCUCUUCUUGUCGCCGACCACCGUCGACAACAGUGAUCAACUUCCGAAAAUCAAUAUCAGGGUUCAUAAUUGGACUCCAGAAACGAGGGUUUGUGUUAUCGCCUCAAAGUUCGUACCCAACAAACCCAUGAUCGAAAAUAUGGCCGUCGUGGAGUUCGAACGCCUUUGGAGCAAGGAGCAAGCGGAGCGAACUUCAACGACCUAUCGAACAGGCAGGAUUCUAGGCGAGGAAUACCAGUACAUCCUGAACAGGAAGGCUCAGUCAAAACAUUGGGCUGGAAACCUUUUGACUAAGCCGAGUGUCUUGUUGACCCCUUGGAGCAUUGGAGAUACCACAGCAGCGGAGCAAGAAAUGGCGGAUCAAAAUCUCGCCAACGUGAGGGGGAAAUCUACUGCGUUUGGGAACUCAUCCUAUCGUGGACGAGGCCUAGGUAAGGGAGGUGCUCGCCGCAUGCGCUCGUUCUUGCCGCAUGGAGCACCUCAGCUGAUCAGCUUCCUGGCCAACCCUAGCGCGGUACUGGCAAAUCUAAUCCCGGACCCAAGCACUAGUGUCGUGACGGUUCCGUAUACCGAAAUCAAGGAGGGAAGCUUUCUGCAGAUUCUCGUUACGGAUGGUGCUCAGGCUGUACAGGAUUUCUUUGUGGUUCAAGACUUGGUAAAGACUCCGAUACAAAAGCGGGAUCUGCGAUUCAGGAGUCCUUUGGAUCACACCAAGCACUACAUUGGUGAGAGGACCGGUAUCAAUCUGGACCCCAAGCUCAGCAGCGCUGGUGCCGCCUCAACGGAGCCCCAUUGUAUCACCUUGGCAUCUAGUGGGAGCUCUUCAUCGGCAGUACGUGUGAUCAACUCUGUGGGCCAGGUAUAUGAUCUGAUGAUGACACUCUUGGAAACGGAACAAAACAAACAGAACCUGAGAAAGUUCGGGUUUAUUGUGGAUUGGCACCGGUUCUCGAAGGCAGUCAAGGAUGAAAAGUAUUCAAAAUGGAAUUGUCAUGAGCUCAACUUAUUCUUGUACAAGAAGGACAAGCCCUACUUCGAUGAAGUCGUCGCUCCCUUCAUUAAGAACAAAUUGGUGAAGUCAUUUAUGGACGAUUACCUGAUCGGAGCAUCGUUGGAGAAGUAUACCGCGUUGAAAGAGUUUGACUUUCUGUCGUGUUUGGAAAAGUGCCUGCUAGCCCAUCGCAUCCCUCGACUCAAGCACUCGGUCGCGCAAUGGAUUCGAAGCAGAGUGCACAACACCAAAGUGGCCAGUGAUGUAAAGCUGUUCAGGACCGUCAUGAACUCCGGAGCCAUCGAGGAAUUGAAGCCUUCCUCGCCUGACUUGCGGAAGGAGAAGGAAGUAGACCUCAUGGGUUCAAGGUCUGAAGGAGGUGGAGGCGAUGCUGGUUCAGACAAGGGGGCUGAAGACUUUGAGAUGGUUGAAAGUGCCCCUUUAGGGGCCAGUGUGAUGAACGCUCAACGUUCAACAGUAGCCACUGCAAGUCUCUUUGGAGCGCCGGCUGGAUCAGCGCCAGGUGGUGGCGGUUUUGGCGGUUUUGGCGGUUUUGGUACUCAAGCUGCUCCAGGUUCAAGUUCAAUUUUUGGCUUUCAAGCUCCACCCGCCCCUCAGGCUCUAGCUGCGCCCAUGACUAGCGCACUAUUCUGUGCCGCAUCAGCACCUCCUCCACCUCUACACGAUGGUGUAUCGUAUUCUCCUACCUCGCCGUCGUACUCACCUACCUCACCGCCGUACAUACCCGUAUCUCCAUCAGCACCUGUGUUUGGAGGCGCAGGAGCAGCGGCUCAGAGCCAGUCCAACUCUGGAAACCCUGCACACCACUCGUUGAGAAUUCAGGCCGAACAAAAGCUACAAAGCCAGUUCAAGCCCGUGGAUUUGACAAAAGAGAUGGCCGAGACCUAUUACUGGGGACGUCAGGAUAAGAGUGGGACUAGCAGCAGCACGGAUGUAAAUGCGUUCUGGUUGGACUUUGUCGAAUGGGAUGAGUCCUCUGGAGGGUCGUUCCUGUCGCAGAACUUUGUGGUCAAUACACAGACGUUUACAUCCGCGAUGGCAACAAUUGCCCUACUGGGCGUGACCUUCAAGCCUAAGGAGGCAAUUGUGAAGCGCAGUGUUGAUCACAGUCUGACGGUCUCUUCGCUCUCGCCUGCGAUUGUGUUCCAUUCGUCCACCAAGGAGCUGAGCGAGACGCUUAUUACCGGAUCGGUCCUAAUCACGCAGCAAUACUUUGGAAUACUGGACCAGAAGGAGUACGACUCGAAAUUGAUGACCAAUGUGAGGAAAUAUAUCCAGCCUAGCACUGAGAUGAGGCCGCUGAUAUCUUAUGGGGCUCAUGUCGUUCUGAUGAACGCAACACCAAGCCCUAUGAAGCUGCAUGUUGAAGUCCAGCUGCCCUAUGGAGCGAUCUCUAUCCACAGCCCUCUGGAGUCUGGCCAGGACAUUCAGCUGGAAGCGCACCGGACCUUCCAGUACGAGUAUAGCUUUUAUUUCCCCGAAGAGGGUGAUUUUCCGCAUUACCCGGCUCACGUCUCGAACUAUGAGGACAUUGUUGCAUUUGCUUCACCGUCGGUCCUCAAGGUUCGCACAGCUAACACCGGUCAGUCCAAGGAAACGGUCGACACCACCACUUGGAACUAUGUCCUCACUCGGGGCAGUCAAGAGGAUGUGCUUUCUAAACUGGCGAUUGAUCCCUUGGACGGUAUGCGGGUUGAACAGUUAAUCCCGCGGUUGUAUCGCGACAAGACAUUCUUGAGACGCGUUACUGGCGUGCUAAGGGAUCGACACGAAUACAAUGACCGCAUUUGGAGCGUGAGUUUGGUCCUGAAGGGUGAUGAGGCGUACCAGCUGCAGCUGGUGAGGGAGUACGUGGCGAAUCAAGAGAUUACGCAAAAAGUCGGGUACUGGUUUACGUCGGCUUUGUUGACACGUAGACCGGAGAGCCACUACGAGUCUGUAAAGGACGCGUUCCAUUACCUAGAGUACUUCCCACUUAUCAAUGCGCGAGCACACAAGGCGACAAAGAAGACGACCAUUCUUAAUGGCCGAUUCAAGGCCCAGUACGAGAGGUUCUUGACCCUGUUGAGUCAAAAACCUUAUCAAGACGUGGAUGAUCUCCUUAUCCUCAUCGUCUACCUUCUGGCCCAGGAUCGAAUUCUCGAGGCCAAGACCCAUUUUGUCAAGUUAUCGGCCUUGGUUACCGAGGGCAAUCUCGAGAACGAGCUGGAAGGCCAACAUAAUUUCCAGCAGAUCCAAUACGACUAUCUCCGAGCAUAUCUCAGUCUGUGCGUCGAAGUCGAGGUGGAUACUGACACGACCGGUGCGGACCUUGAUCUAGAAGGAAUCCAGGUCAUUGUGGACAAGUAUCAGGACUACCCAGUUCAGCGAUGGAACCGAUUGUUCAAGGAAAUGAAGAUUUACGUGGAUGAGAUUUUGCGAGCCUCGAUGGACACCCCGGCUUCUGCUGAAGAUGAUGACACUGUGAUGGUAAGCGCGACCCAGGAGGCUUCUUUGAUCUCUACCGGCGAUGACACUGAGAAGACCGUGCCUGUUACUGUCGAGUUCAAGAUUGGAUCUAACAGUCAAGUCGUAAUCCAUCAUCGUGGAGUCGGAGAGGUCAUGGUCGAGUACUACGUGAUUGAUGCGGAGACGAUGUUCUCGGCCUCGCCUCUGACGUUCAGCGAUCAAGGCCAGAGCGAGACCAACUUUGCGGCGAACAAGUCUCAGGCUGCAGGAGCGUCUUCUUCUUCUGGUAGUGGUUGGAGAACGAAUGGAGUGAUGCAGGCACGGCUUCAGAACCUACAGCAUAACACCCCUUUUACAACUCAGUUCCGACCGUCGCCACCUUCAUCGUCGUCUGCGGAUUCGACAAGUUAUCGACUUGUGAAGCCCAAUGGAGUCGACAAGCAUACGGUGGAGCGUGCGGUUUCGGAUGUCGGAGUGUUGAGGGUUCCGAUUUUGGACAAAUAUGUGAACACGAACGUGAUGAUCUCGGUGACGACUGUGCCUCCGGCGGCGACGAAGACCUGGAAGGCAUACUACUCGCAGACGAUUUCGGUACAGGUGCAGGAGCUUUCUGGCACGAUUAGGGUAGUGACGAAGUCUGCGGCCGAGAAGGAGGAGGAGUUGAGCGAGGAAGAGGAGGGAGAGGGAAACGUUCGUCGGGCGAAGCGCGUUAGGCACAACAAGAACCGCCGUAGGGGUGAAGCGAUCCGUGGUGGAUAUGUGAAAGUUUACGCGGAGAUGAAGAAUGGGCCGAGGGAUACGGUGUUCUGGAAGGAUGGGUACACUGAUCUAGUGGGCCGAUUCGAUUAUGCGACGGUGUCGACGGGUGCGAGUACGGGUGCUAAAAGCGAUAAGGAUGGUGGGUUGGCGGGUGUGAAGCGGUUUGUGCUGUUUGUGGACGGUGGUAAGGAGGGAUGCGUGGUCAAGACAGUGCCUGUACCAUCUGCUUGA
This is a messenger RNA of Gamsiella multidivaricata, 7495 nucleotides long. RefSeq lists its product as uncharacterized. The coding region runs from base 29 to 7495 and encodes 2488 amino acids. The record is from RefSeq and is a predicted model, not a curated record. Gene Ontology annotation, molecular function: DNA binding. Gene Ontology annotation, biological process: transcription by RNA polymerase II. NCBI's taxonomy places the organism in Eukaryota, Fungi, Mortierellomycota, Mortierellomycetes, Mortierellales, Mortierellaceae. The transcript is spliced from 18 exons.